GCGCGGUGGUGCGGGCUGGGGGAAGUUGGCUGGGACUGCUCGCUGGCGGGGUGUGGGACUUUUCUCGGCCCUCCCUUCCCCCCUCGCUAUGACUUCAGAGAGGGAAGCGAGCAACGAGGGCAUCAAGUUAUCAGCAGAGGUCAAACCAUUUGUUCCAAAAUAUGCGGAGGUAACAGUGGCAUGGUCAGAACCCUCAGAAGCAUGUGUCUUUCCUAGAUAUUAUACAACAUGCUACCCAAAUGUACAGGAACCACCAGUGGAUAAACAACAGGAAUAUGUUCAAGAUACACCCUGGGAUACUACCACUUCUGUUUCGCAAUAUGCAUCUCAGAGUCUUAUGGGAUGUAGUUCGCUUGGAGAAUACUCCAGUUCUGUACCAAAUAUAUUCACAGUUCCCAGCUUUUCAUGUGAUAAGACCUCUAAGCUCUGCAGCUCUUCUCGACAAAACAGAGACUAUGUCAAACAUACUUCUCUCAACAGAAAAGAGACUGGAAGCGUUGCCAGGAGGCGACCACAACAUGAGGAACCCAAACUGGACUGUAAAAGGCUCGAAGGUAGUGACUUCUCUGGCACAACAACAGGGAGCUCAUUUCAUUCUGCUGUACGUGGUAGAAGUCCCGUUCAAUCAGACAGGCGUGGUAAAGCUGUGAACAGUAAAUACAAGCACAUUCCAAAUACAGAAUCGCUUCCAGAACCUGAAUUUGAAAUUACCCUAUCAGAUUUCCCAAAAUUGCAAAGUCUGGGGAGUAAUGAUCGACUGAAACUUCAAAAAUGUACUUGGGAGGCAUUGAGCUCAGCUGAAGGAGAUAUGCUGCCUUCAAAAUCCACAGGACAACCACAGAUUUCUGCUUUGAUAACCAAAGAGGGAGAAGUAUCUGUGAAAAGGCUGCCCCUGGAAAGAACUUUAAGAAAUUCUUCUGAUACUGGAACUGCUCAGGUGUCUUCGAGUUCCUGUGAUGAGACCCAGGUAUCUUGGGCUACUGUGCUGUCACAAACUCCAAGGAGAACUGUCCGUUUACCCUCCUCUACUGUGGCCAGCAGCCAUUCUGGCAGUGAAGGAAAAGUUGGUGUUCCUGAAGAUCGUAAGUCAGAAACGAGAGAGAAUGCCAGUGGGAGUGACGGUGAAGAGAUAUCAGAAAAGAAGAAGAAAAAGAAGAGGAAGAAAAAGAAGGCCAAAUCAAACAGUGAUAUGGAAAAGCUUCUUAAUAAAAGCACUUUAGUGCAGGAACCUCCACGAAUUGAGGAUGAUGAAGAAUUUCCUGACUUAGCUGCUGCUACUGUUAAAAACUACAAGUUAGGGACUCCAAAGUUCUACUGUUCAAUCCCUACUACCAAGGAUCAGAGUGAAGUAAUCCUAACCAGGGAUUCUGAAUAUGACUUUCAUGAUGGUUAUCCUCACAAUCUUCUGGCAACACCCAAGCCAGAUAUACCACGUGGAAGAAAAGUGGGCAGACAACCUUCAUCCAGUAUAACAGAAAAAAGCAAAGCACAGGGGUCCUCUAAGAGCAGUCGGAAGAAAAGCCAGCUUCCUGUGCAGCUGGAUUUGGGAGGGAUGCUGGCUGCUUUAGAACAAAAACAGCAUGCAGAGAAAUCACCAAAGCCUGUGGUGCUUUCAGUUGGUAGUGCAGUAACAUUGCCUUCAAAGGAUUAUACACCAGUAACAAAAAGUCAUCAGGUACACCAAGAAAAGGUUCCUCAUAACCCAUUGGACUCCAGUUCGCCUUUGGUCAAGAAGGGAAAGCAGAGAGAAGUCCCCAAGGCAAAAAAGCCAACGUCAUUGAAAAAGAUCAUUUUGAAAGAGAGAGAACAGCGGAAACAGCAACACCUUUUGGAUCAGACAGAGAGCCUGAAAGAGAAAAAAGCUGAUCAGCAAUGUAUGGAAUCUACUCCUGAAGAUGAACUACUUUCUCAAGAUACCAAAGCAGAGACUACAGAAGAACCCCCUAUGGAUCUUGUAAUUGUGACUCAGAAUAAUUUAGAAGUCCCUGUGCACUGUACAGAAGUCAGUGGCACCUCUGAAAAUUCCCUUGUUCCUGCACAGCUGAAUUCCACCCUUCCCAAGAUCCACAGCAGAAGAUUUAGAGAUUACUGUACCCAGGUCCUUUGUAAGGAGGUUGACAUCUGCGUAACUGAUCUUUUGAAAGAGCUGGUUCGUUUCCAAGACCGCCAGUAUCAGAAAGACCCAGUCAAGGCCAAGACAAAACGCAGGCUUGUUAUGGGGCUGAGAGAAGUCUUGAAACACCUGAAGUUGAAAAAAUUGAAAUGUGUUAUAAUUUCUCCAAACUGUGAAAAAAUUCAGUCAAAAGGUGGGUUGGAUGAGACUCUGCAUCUCAUAAUUGACUCUGCUUGCGAACAGAAUAUCCCUUUUAUCUUUGCUCUCAAUCGCAAAGCUCUGGGGCGCUGUUUGAACAAAGCAGUUCCUGUAAGUGUGGUGGGAAUAUUCAGUUACGAUGGUGCUCAGGAUUGUUUUCACAAAAUGGUGGAGCUGACAAUGGAAGCAAGGUUGGCCUAUAAAGAAAUGAUUGCAGGUCUACAGCGAGAGUCUGCUGGUGAAGAAAAUGAAAGUGAUUGUACUCAUUCUAAAACCCAUUACGAAGAGAGUAACAUACAAGAUGCUGGUAAAGCACCCUUUCUGGAGUCUGAUGAGGAUGUCCCAAAUUACAUUAAAAUCUGGAAGAGAAAGCUUGAGGAGGAAUAUAAUCCUUAUGUACUGGAGCUGGAAAAUCGGGCAACUGCUGAAAUGCUGUCGUUGGGUUUUGAAGAGCCUCAGUAAAUCAAGACUGCCUUCUCUGGCCUUAUUGGUUUUGUCUCUCUCUUUCUCUGUGUAUGGAUAUAGAUAUGUAAAUACUAAAUUAUCAAAAAUUGAUUAUCCUGUUAAUAAGACAGGGAAUGUAAUCAAGAUGUUUUCUAAAUUAUGUCUUAUUACUUCGUUUCAAAAAAUAAUUACUCUAGAACACAACUCUGGACUGUUCCAGCAGAUCUCUGUCUGCAUUAUUGGGUGUUGAAACUGCUUUGACUGUACUUGGGUAAAGCAGCAUCUGGUUCAUUUGAUGUGCCAGGGGGUUUGUCAAGAACAGAUGCCAGACAUCUUCAGGCCUGCGACAUGCUUUCUGGGACUGCUCAGUGGUAAUUUGGUAUCAAAGCGUUUAUGAAGUAGUCAACUGCCUGUCUUCCUAAAACCUAAUGCAUCCAAGGUGUUGAGCUGCCCUACAGCAACCAUGAGGCAGGAAUUGGGACCAGUGUCUUUUUGGUUUGUCUUGGCCAAACACCCAUAUUGAGUGUUGAAAAAGCCAGCUAGAGCCUAAAAAUAGUACUACUGCUGUAUCAUAAGCAUAAAGAAAGAGUCUAUACAUCCCAAAAA
Sphaerodactylus townsendi is the source of this 3361-nucleotide messenger RNA. RefSeq names its product SECIS binding protein 2 (gene SECISBP2). The record is from RefSeq and is a predicted model, not a curated record. The transcript has 18 exons. Gene Ontology annotation, cellular component: ribonucleoprotein complex. NCBI's taxonomy places the organism in Eukaryota, Metazoa, Chordata, Lepidosauria, Squamata, Sphaerodactylidae. Bases 89 to 2773 code for a protein of 894 amino acids. Gene Ontology annotation, molecular function: mRNA 3'-UTR binding; selenocysteine insertion sequence binding; ribonucleoprotein complex binding. Gene Ontology annotation, biological process: selenocysteine incorporation.